This is a messenger RNA of Pteropus alecto (black flying fox), 2356 nucleotides long. It is a transcript of the gene RPAP2, whose product is annotated as RNA polymerase II associated protein 2. The record is from RefSeq and is a predicted model, not a curated record. Gene Ontology annotation, molecular function: RNA polymerase core enzyme binding; RNA polymerase II CTD heptapeptide repeat phosphatase activity. The coding region runs from base 80 to 1906 and encodes 608 amino acids. The transcript is spliced from 13 exons. Gene Ontology annotation, cellular component: nucleus; cytoplasm. Lineage: Eukaryota; Metazoa; Chordata; Mammalia; Chiroptera; Pteropodidae.
CCUCGCGCUACGCGAGCGGAGGCGGGGCCUCGAAGGGGACGCUUCGGCCGGUCCCAACCAUCUGACGACGACGCUUCCCAUGGCUGAGUCGGCCCGGCCUCCUGUGGCCUGCCACAAGGCCCGGGUUCCCCGCGCCCCUCGAAACCCCGCAGGUACUAAACAGACAAAUGCCUCGCAACAAGAUACUUCUAAAAGGAAAGAAGAACUGGAAGAAACUAUGAGAAAGAAGAUUGAGUUUGAGAGAAAAGCUCUACAUAUUGUUGAACAGCUUUUAGAAGAAAAUAUUACGGAAGAAUUCUUAAGGGAAUGUGGGAAAUUUAUCACACCUGCUCACUACAGAGAUGUCGUGGAUGAGCGUUCUAUUAUCAAGCUUUGUGGUUAUCCCUUAUGUCAGAAGAAGCUAGGAAUUGUACCAAAACAGAAAUAUAAAAUUUCUACCAAAACCAAUAAAGUCUAUGAUAUUACUGAAAGAAAGUGUUUUUGCAGCAAUUUUUGUUAUAAAGCAUCUAAGUUUUUCCAAGCACAAAUUCCUAAAACUCCAGUAUGGGUUCGAGAAGAAGAAAGGCAUCCUAAUUUUCAGCUGCUACAAGAAGGACAAAGUGGCCAUUCUGGAGAAGAAGUACAGUUAUGCAGUAAGGCCAUUAAAACAUCAGAUAUUGACAGUCCUGGAGAUUUUGAGAAGCAGUAUGAAUCUAGUUCUUCUAGCACUCAUAGUGACAGUAGCAGUGAUAAUGAGCAAGACUUUGUUUCCUCCAUUCUAUCAGGAAACAGACCAAAUGCAACAGAUAUAAGGCCACAGCUGCACAAAAAAAGCAUAAUGAAAAAGAAAAUUGGUCAAAAAGCUAACUUCAAGCAAGAAGACAAACAGCAGACAGUAAUAGAUGUCACUGAGCAGUUAGGCAAUUGCAGAUUAGAUAAUCAGAAGAAAGCUGCUGCUUGUGAACUUCCUCUACAGAAACUAAAUACUCAGAUUUUUUCAAAUAGUCCUUUACAAGAAAAAUUAAAAGCUUCAGAAAUUGCUGAAAAUAAAUACAGUUCAGAAAUAACUCUAUUAGGCAUAAGUAAGAAAAGUGCUGAGCAUUUUAAGAGGAAAUUUGCCAAAUCAAACCAAGUUUCUAGGUCAGCUUCUAGUUCAGCGCAGGUGUGUCCUGAAGUUGCAAAGGCAAACUUACUUAAAGUUCUGAAGGAGACUUUGAUUGAGUGGAAAACAGAAGAAACUUUGAGGUUUUUGUAUGGCCAGAAUUAUGCUUCUGUGUGUCUGAAACCCUCUUCAGCCUCUCUGAUUAAAGAAGAACUUGAUGAAGAUGACAUAAACUCUGACCCAGGUAGUCAUUCCCCUGCCUUGCAGAAAUUUCAGGACAGCUUGGAUGAGUCUUUGCCUUUUAGGGCCUCUGAUACUGCCAUUAAACCACUACCAAGUUAUGAGAACUUGAAAAAAGAAACUGAAACAUUAAACUUGAGGAUCAGGGAGUUUUAUAGAGGACGAUACAUUUUAAAUGAAGAAACCACCACAUCACAAGACUCAGAAGAGCAUGAUCCCGCCUUUCCACUGAUAGAUUCAAGUUCUCAGAACCAGAUUAGGAAACGCAUCGUACUUGAAAAAUUGAGUAAAAUAUUGCCUGGACUUUUAGGGCCUCUUCAGGUUACAUUAGGAGAUGUUUACACACAACUUAAAAAUCUCAUCCGAACUUUCAGAUUAACAAAUAGAAAUAUUAUACACAAACCUGCAGAAUGGACCUUAAUUGCUGUGGUGUUGCUGUCAUUAGUGACCCCAAUUCUUGGCAUUCAGAAGCAUUCUCAAGAAAAUGUGGUGUUUACACAGUUUAUAGCCACCCUUCUAGAAGAAUUACAUUUAAAGAAUGAAGACUUCGAAAGUUUAACCAUCAUAUUUAGAACCAGCUGUUAACCAGACAGGUAUAAUCCAUGAAGAAUGAAUUAAAAAUGAACUAUUCAUCAUUUCCGGAAUUCUAGCCACAGUGAUGGUCUGGUGGUAACUGAUAACUAGCUUUGUUUCCAGAAAAAUCUUUACCUUUUUAGAUUUCAACCCCCUGCUUUCUCAUCUCUUACCUGUACAGAGUGACUUCCCGAGAUAGAGGAGAACCAUUAUCCCAACAGAGAUAACCAAGUCCAGCAUCUCUGGCUAUAAGACAUACUAUUUUUAUUUAUUUGGAAAUAAAAGUUGAAGUCUUAAAUUGAAGCUUAAAUCAAUACUCAAGAAAAUACGACCUUGUAUUUUUUCUGGAUGAUUCCAGCCAUCACAUCACUUGACUGAAAAAUUGAGAAAAGUCUUAUUUUGGCCACAUAAUCAAAACUCUAGAUUCUAGUAAAGAAGUUAAUAAAUACAAUCUAAGAUAAA